AUGAGUUUUGAAGAAGCUGAUCUAGAUUUGAUCACUGACGCUUGCUUCGAGACUAAAGCAAGAGACAUGUCACUAGAAGAUUGUCCCUUCUGUGAUAAAUGCCCUUCGAUGGAUUUUCCACCUGAGCAUUGGAUUCAGCAUGUCGCUCAACAUCUGUUCAAAUUUGCUCGUAUAUCACUCCAAGGCUACCUUGAGGAAGAUGAUGAAGAGUCAGAUAUUUCUGGGUCCCAGAGUGAGAAGGGGUCAACCUCACAUCAAUUUAUCUCGCCCACCAUCACAGAUGGACUACUGGACCAGUCCUUUGAAAAUGAAGAUUAUGAAGCCGACCACCUCAAUCGCUUAGAUUCAAAGUACGAAACUCUUGACACCGGUCAUGUUGUGUGGUCUGAUUAUUUUGGAUUACUGCAAGAGCCAAAGGGUAGUCUUCCGACUGACCCAAUACUUCAAGUGUUCAUCGCGCGAGCGGAGGAGCUCGGCAAAAAUCAAGGCUCAAGCAGAAUAAUUGCCGAGGGGUCUUCAAGCUUCUCGGUAAGACAGCCAGUUCCUUUGGUGCAAGACUGGCCCAUGUUCUCUCAAACUCUACGAAAAGUCAUUACCACAGAGAUUGUUUAUUUGCACAAAAUAGAAAUUUUUCAAAGCAUCUACCAGACCAGGCUAUCUCAAUCUACAAAUGAGCCUCCGCGUUUAAGAAAAUUCAUCAGCGAUGUCUUGAAGAACCUGGAUGAUGUGAAAAUGGUCAACGAAACCAACAUGCUCUUGCCUCUCCGGAAUCGCCAGGAGAUGCAGCAAGCUUCUGUUGUCGAGAUUGCUGAGAUCUUCCUGACAUGGAACUCUAUGGCAAACUCAAUUUAUACUGAUUACAUAUUACGAUUUCCACGCGCGAUUCAUGUCGUCCGAAGCGAAGCUGACAGAAAUUCCGAUUUUCGUGCAUUUUUGGACAAGAUCCACUGGACUCACGAUUUUGACGCCUAUCUUGAUUUGCCGCUAGCUAGAAUGCAAGAGUAUAAGUCACUGCUUUCAACAUUCAGUCCAAUCCCCUUUGAAAAUGAUUAUCAAAAGAGCAGAGUUGUUUCAGCUGUGAAGGCGGUUAAUCUUGCGGUACUUCAAUAUGAGAACAGUAUGAAGCAAGCUAGAAUGAUUUUCGGUCUGCUAGAAGAAUUUGGAGGAGAGAUCCCAGAAGAACUCCGCUUUAUUCUCGUGAGUCUAGUGAGGCAAAGCUUGAUUUACAAGACUCGGCGAGGCUCGCUGACAUCUUCCAGACUCAAGAUUCCAUCGAGAAAAUGGCUUUAG
Messenger RNA from Penicillium verhagenii, 1290 nucleotides. RefSeq names its product Rho guanyl nucleotide exchange factor. The coding region runs from base 1 to 1290 and encodes 429 amino acids. Gene Ontology annotation, molecular function: guanyl-nucleotide exchange factor activity. The record is from RefSeq and is a predicted model, not a curated record. The transcript has a single exon. NCBI's taxonomy places the organism in Eukaryota, Fungi, Ascomycota, Eurotiomycetes, Eurotiales, Aspergillaceae.